AUGUCAUACCCCCAACAUCCUGCGCAGAGGCCGCCGCCUUUGCGACAAUACAACAACCCCGCUCCGCCUUCCGUGGCAUCACCAGGAGGAUAUUCACAAGAUGGUUCCCACGGAGGAUACAGCGACAGUGGGAUGAGUAGCUACCAGCACACCGAUCCGGGUUACGACGAUACGGCAUACAGUUACCAGUCCAGCUCCUCCAGUUCGCAACCAUACGCUGCUGCGCAAUCUCAGCCGCGCUCGAUGCGCCCACCAGGACCACCAGGACCACCAGGCCCGGGAUAUGGACGACCCCCAGGCCCUGGAUACGAUGAUCGACGUGGCUAUCCUCCUAACGGAAGUGGAAGACCACCCCCGCAAUCGCGGUCAAGAACACCUGGUGCACGCCCACCCCCAGGCGGUACCUUCGACAAUCCAUUUCCCUCUUUUCCUAAUCGAGACCCAAGAGAUCCGAGGGCGCCCAGAGACCCGCGCGACCCGCGAGACCCUAGAGGCCAAAGAGACCCGAGGGAUCGGCGUGGUCCGCCACCGCGGGGUCUAGAAAAUGACAUGGCUGCAAUGGAUAUCAAUGGAAGAGGCCCACCUAGACCGCACACUUCGAAUUCCAAUGGAAGACGCCCGGAUAUGCGACAGCCACCUCCACGUGGACCUCCACCGGGGCGGGGCCGAGGUGGCUAUCCAAUGGGCCCAGUGCGAGCUGCUAGCUCAGGGAGACCAAAUAGAUCUGAUAGAGACUAUCCAGACCCCAUGGGGCCGAUGCCUCCGCCAUCAAGAAGCGCAACGAUGCCGCUCGCCCAAGGCGGACCACUCUACCCAGGCCAGUCGACCUAUCAAGAAACAGAUUAUCCAGAACCUCCUAUGCGCCCUGAUACUGCGGGAAGCAUGCGACCACCACGAUCUCGUGCCCCCAACGAUAUAGACCCAGGUCUAAUCAUUCCACCCGCUGGAUUAAUGAUACCCCCGGAGCCUGCCAACCGUGUUUCAUAUGCGCCCAAGGAAUUUCUGGACAGCUAUUAUGAGUCUGGUGGUGGUGCUGCCGAUGAACCUGAGAUGCCGAAUUUUGAUGCCAUAGAGGCUCAUCAGCGCCCCACGAUUGAUGAGAUGGGGUUGGAAAUAACACCAGCUAAGAAGCCUGCGCAUGGUCCGACUUCUUCGCCUGGAGACUACUCGUAUUCCAAUGGGGUGGAUCCUAUGCGCUCCCAAUCGGACCCAAAUUUACAACAGGGGGGCAGUACCAAUCAGUUUGAAAACGCGGGAUUCCAGUUUGGCAUUCCCGGCGAAGCUUCCCAUGCUCCCGGUUAUGAUCACCCAGGCUCUGCUGGGUAUCAGCCGAAUGGUUACGAAGAUUAUGCGGGAUACUCACAUGGUCCUUCCCCGGUCCAGACCACCCAGCCCGGCUACCACAACCCAGCCGAGAGCCCAGCUCCUCACCAGAACCCCGAUGCCCUUCCUCACCACCCAGCCCCAUUCCGCCCCGGUCAUGACCAGGCGUCAAAACCUCCACCGGUUCGGCAGUACAGCGCUCCCGAAUCUGUCCCAGCUCCCGCUGCUCCACAGCCAACAGUGCCGCCUGGUGGAACAGCUCAUGUGCCUGUCACAAUAGAAGAGAUACAGCGGCUACAACAGAAGGCGCGAGGGAACCCUUCCGACCAUAAGACCCAACUUCUACUCGCCAAAAAGCUGGUUGAGGCAUCUACCGUUCUAGUAGGGGAUGACAGCAGACUAGAUCCGAAGACCAAAGCGAAGGCCAAGGAGAAGUACAUAAUGGACGCGCAUAAGAUUGUCAAAAAGCUUGUUUCAGCCGGGUACUCUGAAGCCCAAUUUUUCCUGGCCGACUGCCACGGCGAAGGCCUAUUGGGACUGGAAGUAGACCCCAGAGAAGCAUUCUCACUAUACCAGUCUGCUGCAAAGCAGGGACACGCACAAUCCGCGUACCGUGUCGCCGUAUGCUGCGAAAUCGGCCAAGAAGAAGGUGGUGGUACCAAGCGUGAUCCAUUCAAGGCCGUUCAAUGGUACAAGCGUGCUGCUGCGCUCGGUGAUACACCCGCUAUGUACAAAAUGGGAAUGAUUAAUCUAAAGGGCCUUCUGGGUCAAGCUCGGAAUCCCCGCGAGGGUGUAUCCUGGCUUAAGCGGGCGGCUGACCGUGCGGACGAGGAGAACCCGCAUGCACUCCAUGAGCUUGCCCUCAUGUAUCAGAACGCUGGCCCCAACGAUAUCAUCGUCCGCGACGAGCAGUAUGCCUCCCAGUUAUUCCAUCAAGCUGCCGAGCUUGGCUACAAGUUCUCUCAAUUCAGACUUGGUACUGCCUACGAAUAUGGUCUGAUGGGAUGCCCCAUUGAUAAUCGCAUGAGUAUCAUUUGGUAUACUCGUGCUGCGGCCCAGGGUGAACACCAGAGUGAACUCGCCCUUAGUGGCUGGUAUCUCACCGGAUCAGAGGGCAUUCUCGCCCAGAAUGACACCGAAGCCUAUUUGUGGGCUCGCAAGGCCGCCACCGCUGGCCUUGCCAAGGCCGAAUAUGCAAUGGGAUAUUUCACCGAGGUCGGAAUUGGCUCUGCUGCUAACUUGGAUGACGCAAAGCGAUGGUAUUGGCGCGCAGCUGCUCAAGGAUUCCCCAAGGCUCGUGAGCGUCUUGAAGAUCUCAAGAAGGGCGGAAGCCGAAUGCAAAAGACUCGCCUCUCACGCUCGGCUGUUAACAAGCAGAGUGAUGGGGAUUGUGUUCUCAUGUAG
Penicillium griseofulvum is the source of this 2727-nucleotide messenger RNA. RefSeq lists its product as uncharacterized. The record is from RefSeq and is a predicted model, not a curated record. NCBI's taxonomy places the organism in Eukaryota, Fungi, Ascomycota, Eurotiomycetes, Eurotiales, Aspergillaceae. Gene Ontology annotation, molecular function: protein binding. The transcript has 3 exons. The coding region runs from base 1 to 2727 and encodes 908 amino acids.